GUGCGUCGGCCAACACUCUGCAGUCGCUGACGGACGCCAUGCACAUCCCGCACCUCUUCGUGCAGCGUAACGGCGACGGGACCCCGCGCACGGCCUGCCAGCUGAACCCCAGCCCCGACGGGGAGCGCUACACGCUAGCCGCGCGGCCGCCCGUACGCCUUAACGACGUCAUGCUAGCGCUGGUCGGAGAGCUGCACUGGCACAAGUUCAUCGUCUUCUACGACAGCGAGUACGAUAUCCGUGGGCUGCAGACCUUUCUGGACCAGGGGUCUCGUCGGGGUCUGGACGUGUCUCUGCAGAUGGUGGACCGCAACGUGAGCAAGGUGUUCUCCACGCUCUUCAGCACCAUGAGGACGGAGGAGCUGAAUCGCUACAGGGACACCCUGCGCCGCGCCAUACUGCUACUCAGCCCCGAGUCCGCCAAGAGCUUCAUAGCACAGGCAGUUGAAACUAACCUGGCGUCCAAGGACAGCCACUGGGUCUACGCCAAUGAGGAGGUGAGUGAUGCUGAGAAGAUGGACCUGGUGUACCUGGCCCUGGGCAGAAUGACCAUCAUCCGGCAGGUCUUCCCCCUGCUGCGCGACACCAACAUCCGCUGCAUGCGCAACAACCACCGCAUCUCCUCCCUACCCUGCGACUCCCAGGAAGGAUACCUGCAAUCUCUCGAGGUGUCCAACCUGUACCUUUACGACAGCGUGUUGAUGUUGGCCAACGCCUUCUACAGGAAGUUGGAGGACAGGAAGUGGCACAGCAUGGCGAGCCUCAACUGCAUGAGGAAGUCCACCAAGCCCUGGAACGGCGGCUGGUCCAUGCUCGACACCAUACAGAAGGGCCGCAUCACGGGCCUCACGGGGACGAUGGAUUUCCGCAGCAACGGCGCCAACUCCCACGUGCAGUUUGAGAUUUGGGGGACGAGCUACAGCGAGACCUUUGGGAAGGUCCCCCAACGGUUGGCUACGUGGGACUCCAGCCGCGGCCUGAAUGGCAGCCUGAAGGAGAACAGGGUGGAGAGCAGCAUGCACGGCGUCACUCUGAAGGUCGUCACUCUACUGGAGGAGCCGUUUGUCAUGGUGGCAGAGAACAUUCUGGGCCAAACGAAACGUUACAAGGGGUUUUCCAUGGACGUGCUGGAUGCGCUGUCCAGGAUCCUGGGCUUCAAGUAUGACAUCUACCAGGUGGAGGACGGCAAGUACGGCUCCCCUCUCCCCAACGGCUCCUGGAACGGCAUGAUUGGAGAACUCAUCGAGAAGAAAGCAGACGUGGCCAUCUCUGCCAUCACCAUCACCCCGGAGCGCGAGGGCGUGAUUGACUUCAGCAAGCGCUACCUGGACUACUCCGUGGGCAUCCUGAUGCGCAAGUCGCAGGAGAACAUCAACAUCUUCUCGCUGCUGGCGCCCUUUGACCUGGCCGUGUGGGCCUGCAUCGCCGCCGCCAUCCCCGUGGUGGGCGUCAUGAUCUUCCUGCUGCGCCGUGUCCAAUCAGCUCGCUCGCAGACCCUGCCGGGGCCACACACACACCCGCCACCCUCCGUCACCACGUCGCUGCAGAGCGCCGUCUGGAUCGUCUACGGGGCCUUCAUGCAGCAAGGCGGUGACUCCAUCAUGAGUUCGGUGGCGUUGCGGAUCGUCAUGGGCAGCUGGUGGCUCUUCACCCUGAUCGUCUGCUCGUCCUACACGGCUAACCUGGCCGCCUACCUCACCGUCUCACGCAUGGACAACGCCGUCAGGAGCUUCCAGGACCUGUCCAAGCAGAUAGAUCUGUCCUAUGGCACAGUAAGGGACUCAGCGGUGUUCGAGUACUUCCGGGUCAAAGGUACCAACCCCCUGGAGCAGGACAACACCUUCUCCGAGCUGUGGAGGACAAUCAACAAGAACCAGGGACAGGACAACUCCGUAGCAACCCCAGAAGACGGCAUCCUCAGGGCUAAGACACAGCCCUAUGCUUUCCUAUGGGACAUGGCCGUAGUGGAGUACGCCGCCCUGACAGACAGUGACUGUGGCUUCACGGUCCGAGGGAACACGAUCUCCAGCAAGGGAUAUGGCCUGGCCCUGCAGCACGGGAGCCCCUACAGAGACCUCUUCUCUCAGAAGAUCCUGGAGCUGCAGGAGAAGGGGGAGCUGGACAUCCUGAAGCAGAAGUGGUGGCCUCGUAAGGGCCGCUGUGACCUGGACGUCCAGGCCGAGCCCCAGGCGGAGGGCCGUGCGCUGCGGCUGCAGAGCUUCGCAGGCGUCUUCUGCAUCCUGGCGGCCGGGCUGCUACUCGCCUGCCUGGUGGCCGCCCUCGAGACAUUCUGGAACAGCCAGCGAUGCAGACGAGCUGCACAACCCAAAGAGGUGGACGAGAGUGAGGCGGAGACCAUGAGCGUGACGGUGAGCGCCAGUGUGAGCGCAGAUCCGAGGCCCCAACACAUGCCCCUGCCCUGUUCCAGAACCCUGCCCUGUUCCAGAACCCUGCCCCGUUCCAGAACCCGAACCUCCCCGUCGCCAUGGCACCACGACUGUGGGGGCACUGCCACACUCUACUUCAUGGAUCCAGACGCUUCAGACGACAAGGAGAUGAACCUGGAGCAGGUGCACCAGCGUUUAAGCAGCCUCCUGGACGACGACCUAGCGCACAAGCAGCUGCCGGGCACGGCCAGGGGCAGCCAGUCUAUGGAGAUCUCUGCGCUGGACAUCGGCAGCAGCAGCGUGCCGCCCUGUCAGAGCCCCCUGGAGGUUGCUGCUGCGCGGGACUUCCCGGGGGCCUCACUGGGGGGAUCGAGGGCGGGGGUGGCGGCAGUGCUGGGGGGGUCGGUGGGGUCGGCCCGGGGUCUGUCUGUGAGCACCUUCCUGCAAGAGGGACCUGGGGCCGGCAGCAGCAGCAGCAGCCGGGGCCCUGGAGGCCGGACGGUGCAGCUACCCCUCACCAGCUCCACGUUGCCCCCGUCUAUCCGCUGCAAGCACAGGGCGCCCAACGGAGGUCUGUUCCCUCAGAGUCCACUGAAGACUCCCAUGCCCUUGCCCUACCAGUCAGUGCCCGGUCGACCCAUCAUCCCCGAAGCCAUUGAGCCCGGACCUGGACACCCCAGCCACGGCACCUCCAUCUGAGGACUAGGAGGAGGGUCAUCAUGAGGCUUCAGGGGUACCACAGGGACUCCACUUCUGAACCUCAUUGGCCUGGACCUGGACCUGAACCAGAAUCUAAACCUGGUGGCCAAUCAGAGACUGUUGGAAUCUUCUGCUGUCCUGGUCUUUGGCCAAUCAAAUCAGACACUCUCUCUGGAGGAGGGGUUAAAAAAAAACAUCUAAAAAAACAAAAACAAAAGAAGGCUGGGUGGGGCGGUUGGGGGGCGGGCUUUGUGGAGGAGGUGGUCAUGACUUGAGGGUUCGUCUUUAAAAAAAAGAACAAAAAAUAGGAAGUUACACAAGAAGAUAUCAGAUUUUUUUUUAAACUCGCUGUUUCAAAUGCAGAACAGAGAGCAGACAUUUUACGUGUACAUAUGUAAAUAACAAGAGACCGAGGUGAGUAAAAGUGUAUUUUGAAUAUUCUUAAUUUUUUGAAAGUUAAGUUUAAAAAUAUUAAAAUAUAUGAAAAGAC
Molecule: messenger RNA, 3576 nt
Organism: Engraulis encrasicolus (European anchovy)
Lineage: Eukaryota; Metazoa; Chordata; Actinopteri; Clupeiformes; Engraulidae
Gene: grid1a
Product: glutamate receptor, ionotropic, delta 1a
Exons: 15
Coding region: 39-3086 (1015 amino acids)
Biological process (GO): modulation of chemical synaptic transmission; synaptic transmission, glutamatergic; monoatomic ion transport
Cellular component (GO): plasma membrane; postsynaptic density membrane
Molecular function (GO): glutamate receptor activity; transmitter-gated monoatomic ion channel activity involved in regulation of postsynaptic membrane potential
Source: RefSeq, a predicted model, not a curated record